GGUCCUGAAGCGUGGAAGGAUUCCUACCCAGAAUGUGCUGGACUGGUGCAGUCACCCAUCAACAUCGUCACCAAAGAUGCUGUGUACCAUCACAAACUACAGUACAUUAACAUAAAAAACUAUUCCCUCACGGAGGGGGUUAAGAUGAGACUAGGGAACAUGGAAGGACACACAGGUAAAAUCGAUGGUCAUGGAGAUUUGUCCUAUUAUUGUAACAUGCAUGUUUACAUUUGUUGGUAAAGUUAUGAACUCGAUCAUAGGGAUAAAGUUGUCGUCAAAAAGAUAUGUCUACUGCCAUGUAAAUAUAAAUGGUGUCAAGAGGAUAUAGCUGGACGCGUAGUAAUAUCGCUGGGUUCAUGUAGUUACCAUAUUGAUAUAACUUCCCAUCGUUGCUCAGUGUUAUAUCAACUCUACAUAAUGACUUCUUAUAUACAAAUAUCUGUCUAUAAUCUCUUUGUAACAAAUACCUAUAAAUGUCUGCCUACAUCAAAAGUAUGGCUGUGGGUAUGAUCACCUGGUAAUUGAUCCCUUUGUAGCGGAAGUUGUGCUGACCGGAAAACCCAUUUACAUUCAAGAAGGCAGCCUGCCAGAUGUUUACAGGCUGGAGCAGUUUCACUUUCAUUGGGGAUCUGUGGACAAAAGGGGCUCAGAACAUAGCAUUGAUGGGAAGUUCUAUCCCAUGGAGGUAGGUGCACUAGAAGGUGAUAGAGCAGAUGAGUUAAAAGCAUUGUUGGGGAGUUAUAUCUAAUGGAAACAUGUUCGCUAGAAGGUGGUAUAAAAGAUGAUAACAAAUCACUGAUGGGUAAUACUCUUGCUAGGAGUUUGGUGCAUUAGAGAGUGAUAGAAGACAUCAAAACAUAGUAUUGGUGGGUGUAUUCUUUUCUAUGAAAAUAGGUGUUGACACGUUCGUUCCAAGCAUUCAUGUUAAGAUGAUUAAUGAUCUACUCAACGGUGUGUACCCAAGUAACUUUGGAGUUUUAUUUUCGCCUGGAAACGUUACCCGUAAGAUGAACAGAGUACUUUUCUUAUCAUUAGUGUUGUUUGUGACGACUCUAGAUAUAAAAGUGUGGUCUCAAAGUGAGACUGCUUCGCCAGCAUGUGGAAUCAAAAGCAAGUGAUUCUCGUGAGUUUUGAUCGCUGUCCAUGGAUUAAAAAAGGAAAAUUUUCUAGAUAUAUUUUGAAGCGCUUUUCUGCGCACCAGAGUUGCUUUUCGUUUAGCUGCUUAAAAUGUAUGUUGGCUAGCAUGCUCGGAAAUAUGUCAAAACCAUAAUUUUGAUUGUUUAUUUUUUGUAAGAGAGUAUAGCGGUUAAAAAGCCAGCUUGUUUUAUCAGGGACUUUGUACUGUCACCGUGUGUCAAAUAGAUUGUGUAGAUAGCAUGGUUGUUGAUGGCUUCGCUGACUAGCAUGUCUUCUGUACACUGCCAAUGGUUUGCUGGCAUUUAAGAGAGUAAUUUGUAAGAUUGCCAUUAAAUUACUUCAGCUUUGUGAUAAGCCUUUUUCCUCUAAGCUCCAAGAAAGUCCAGAUGGGUCUUUUGUUACGACAUUUGUAUUGGAAAUAAUUCGUUUGAGCAUAAACUGACAGUUUUUUUCUGAACUUUGGUGGGACAGGCUACGUAAGUCAACUUUUCCAAUACUAGUAAUUUGUGCCCCUUUUCUGAAAGGUGAUGUUUUAUAAAAUAUUUCUGGAACUGGCACGAGUAAGAUCUCUUGUUUUUUUUUAAAGCUUUUAAAAAAUGUUAAUGAUUUGUGGCAAUCAUUUAUUUUGCAGCAUAUUCAUUUUUCAGCUAUCAUACACUAAUAUACAGUAAAUACAUUUGCUCUUCAAAGAGCUGCUCUAGGACAUCUCUGACUUUCGUAAUGGCUUUUCGUCUCCAUAGAUUGAAUAGUCCUCCAAAUGUCCUUCAUAUUUAAGAAAUUUCAUCAUAGUUGUCAAACAAAACACAUACAUCAACCAUGGCCAUUAUGCAGUCAUGAUGUUGACGUACAUUAGUAAUACAUAGAUUUGGGCAGCGAAAGUUCCAACGAUAUCUCACAGAUCAUCUCUGAUGAUUGAAUACAAUUCUUUGAUAGGAUCAACAAAAGUUGUGAAAAUUUUUUAUGUGUUGUUCUCGUUUUUUCCUGUAACUGGCGAGCAGCAAAAUAAAUAUCAACGCUGCCGUUGUACAAAAUAAUCCACAUUGGCGUUCAAGAAGUAGUCCCUGAUUUAGGUGUCAGAGCAUUGUUAUGGUAGGGUGACCUCUUCACAUGGAGAUAGCUGUACGUACACGCAGGACAUAGUAGUUUUUGGAUGAUUCAUCCCAUGGAGAUAGAUGUACAUUCGCGCAGAGGAUGACAGUUUUGGGAUGACCCAUCAUAUGGAGAUUGUUGUACACACGCACAUAACAAAGUAAUUUAGAAUGACCUAUCUCAUGGAACGAGAUGUACAUACGUAUAGAAUAUAGUAGUCUUGGAUGACCUAUCCCAUUGAGAUAGACGUUCAUACGCUACACACAGAACAUAGCAGUUGUUUGACAACAUUCUGAAUUGCGAUGUGCUUGAUGCCAAAAAAUAAAAUAACGUUAGCUAUUUUUUUAAAAAAAUGUUAAAAGUAAAUUUUAAAAGUAUAUUUUUUAAGUAAUUUUAAAGCAUUUUUUUAAAGAAGUAUUUUGAUUACGUAAUUUUUUUUUUAAAGCCCUCAAUCGUGAUGAUGGAAUGGAUUAUUUGUAAUUUUUCAGUUGCAUCUGGUUCACCACAAAAUUCAUAUUAGCAACAUCACUGCAGCGACCAACCAUCCUUUCGGCUAUUCGAUCUUUGCGUUUCUCUUCAAGGUACUCGACAGUCAACGCAUUGAUUAAUUUGUUAUGUCAUGUUAAAGGUUACAACAACAAAAAAAGGACAAUCAUGGUAUCGCUGUAUUUCAUUUUGUAAAAAAAAACAAAAAAAACCCAUCCAAUGUCUUGAUAUUUAUUUCACUAUAUACGAUAAGUUUAUAUCAAAUGUCUUAAUUUUCAUUUCAUGAUUUACCACAAGUUAACCAUCACAUUUACGUAUUUUUACCCUAUGAUGUUUUACACGUUAUCAUCCAAUGUUCGUAUUUUUAUUUCUGGAUGUACCACACGUUCACAUAACACAUGCGAAUGACAGUGCUUCACAUAACCCAUGCGAAUGACAGUGCUUCACAUAACACAUGCGAAUGACAGUGCUUCACAUAACACAUGCGAAUGACAGUGCUUCACAUAACACAUGCGAAUGACAGUGCUUCACAUAACACAUGCGAAUGACAGUGCUUCACAUAACACAUGCGAAUGACAGUGCUUCACAUAACACAUGCGAAUGACAGUGCUUCACAUAACACAUGCGAAUGACAGUGCUUCACAUAACACAUGCGAAUGACAGUGCUUCACAUAACACAUGCGAAUGACAGUGCUUCACAUAACACAUGCGAAUGACAGUGCUUCACAUAACACAUGCGAAUGACAGUGCUUCACAUAACACAUGCGAAUGACAGUGCUUCACAUAACACAUGCGAAUGACAGUGCUUCACAUAACACAUGCGAAUGACAGUGCUUCACAUAACACAUGCGAAUGACAGUGCUUCACAUAACACAUGCGAAUGACAGUGCUUCACAUAACACAUGCGAAUGACAGUGCUUCACAUAACACAUGCGAAUGACAGUGCUUCACAUAACACAUGCGAAUGACAGUGCUUCACAUAACACAUGCGAAUGACAGUGCUUCACAUAACACAUGCGAAUGACAGUGCUUCACAUAACACAUGNUAUAUAUAUAUAUAUAUAUAUAUAUAUAUAUAUAUAUUACAUUAGGAAACGGCGUCAGCAGACCCUUGAGCUAAAUCUCGCCAUGCCCUCCCCAAAGCAACCCCCCUCCCCCAAGCGUGAGUAGCGGGCCGCGAGGGGCUCGAUUGGGUUUCAGUCGUGGCUAACCUAGCCCAAGGACACCUGGUCGAUCUGACACUGUGCACACACACACUGUGUCUCAUCGACUUUGCCAUGAGUCAUGAUGGUACAUUUAUGCCCUAAUAUCUUCCACUUUCCGUCCCGGGGAAGCACCAGACGCCCUCUAAUAGGUAUUUUUACUACAGUGACUUUCUACCUCGUAACUAAUUUACAAAGCAGCUGGGACGAAACGGUUAAUUCAUGUCCAUUAAAGGCAACUUUUACUCAUGAUUUCUAGUCUGUCAUCCCCUAAUUCCAACUGCAAAUCGUCUCAGCUAGUAUCCCUCUAGGUGCUGUUUUAUUAUGGCAUAUACUAUGCAUGUCCGUUAACUGCCCACUUGGGGCAAGCAAUGGUGUUCUUGUUCCCCGGGUAAUGUCGAGGGGGUCCGGUGACUGAUGCCUCCAAGUCUUGUGCCUCCAAAUCUGAUGACUUCAAAUCUGAUGCCUCCAAAUCGGCAAACCAUAACAGGCAUGGCAACCGGAACUAGGAGGGGGGGGGGAGUAAAACAACAAUAAAUGAUAAUCAACAAUGAAUAGAGUUUUUCAAUCUUCUGAUCGGCUUCGGCACGAUGUCUAAGUACUCACAAAGUGGUAUUGACAUGACCAAAUGAUUUCUGAAAAAUGUCAAAAAUAAUAGUUACAUAUGUUGUACGAUAAUUGCUGAUUACAUAUUUAAAAUAUUACCACAAAAUGUGCAAAUGAUGUUAUUAUGAUCUCGAAAAAUGUCUUAUUUAUGUCUUGUUUGUGUCCCAACAUGGGUUAACACGGUUUUGCAUAAAGGGUAUUGUGGUGAUACCAACCUAAUGGCCUGUCGAGUUGCUAUACGGACACAAGUCUUCGUUAUGUGAGAAAUUUUCUUAAAUAGCCAGUGUGUCCUUAAAGUAACAGAGUGGUCGAACGUGGGUUAUUCCAAAAAGUGACAGAGUGGUUAAACGUGGGUGAUUUCAUAAAGUGACAGAGUGGUCCAACGUCGGUGAUUUCAUGAAGUGACAGAGUGGUCGAACGUGGGUAAUUUUAUAAAGUGACAGAAUGGUCGAAAGUGGGUGAUUUCCUAAAGUGACAAAGUGGUCCAACAUGGGGGAUUUCAUAAAGUGACAGAGUGGUUGAAAGUGGGUUAUUAAAAAAGUAACAGAGUGGUCGAACGUGGGGGAUUUCAUGAAGUGACAGAGUGGUCGAAAGAGGGGGAUUUCAUAAAGUGACUGAGUGUUUGAACGUGGCUGAUGUCAUAAAGUGACAGAGUGGUUGAACGUUGCUUAUAUCAGUAAGUGACAGAGCGGUCGAACGUGGCUGAUUUCAUAAAGUGACAGAGUCGUGAAAUAUGGGUGAUUUCAUAAAGUGUCAGAGUGGUCAAAAGUGGGUGAUUUCAUAAAGUGACAGAGUGUUUGAACGUGGAUGAUGUCAUAAAGUGACUGAGUGGUCGAAAGGGACUGAUUUCAUAAAGUGACAGAGUGGUCGAACUCGGGUGAUUUCAUAAAGUGACAGAGUGGUCGAACUCGGGUGAUUUCAUAAAGUGACAGAGUGGUCAAACUCGGGUGAUUGCAUAAAGUGAAAGAGUGGUCGAACUCGGGUGAUUUCAUAAAGUGACAGAGUGGUCAAACCUGGGUGAUUUCAUCAAGUAGUAAGGCGAGCACAGGAGGGCGCCAUCCGAUCCGGACUGCUCAUAUCAGAAUAUUGCUAACCGUCACUUUCGGAAAACUUUUGGUCUACUCUUGAGUAAUUUCAGUUUUAAUUUAAAGUGACAUUAUGUUCGUAAGCUGUGUUCGCAAUAUCUACAGUAUGUUAGAAAAAAAUUGAACUUAAAUUAUAGAUACACAUGUAGACAUCAAGACGUUUGCGGUGAGGGACAUGUUACCUGAUGUUGACCACCUGGACUUCUACCGCUACGACGGCAGCCUGACAACGCCCCCGUGUUCUGAAAGUGUCAUUUGGUCAGUGGCCGUGGAGAACAUAGAAAUUUCAGAGAAUCAGGUGAGCUAGUAUGACUUUAUUUAUGCCCGGCUAUUCCAACAUAGACGUAAACUUUAUCGCAAAUCUCUACCCCCCCCCCCCCCCCCCCCUAACAAAAUUAACCCAACAUCUGUCUUAAGCUCAAUAUCAUUUUUGUGAGCCCAUUGCACAUCUCUGAAACCAACAAUUCCAGCACUUAAAUCAAAAUCAAAUAACCGUGUAUCGCAACACGUAUCUUAAACUAUUUAAACAUCUCUAACUCUAUAUCAAUAUUAACCCUGAGCUAUUUCACAAGCUCUAAUAAUAAUAAUAAUAAUAAAGUAUAUAUAAAGCUUAUAAAGCACCACUGGUGCUUAUAUCUAUGUUUCCAAUGCUUAUUUCUAACCUAAUAUUCAAAAGGAAUACAUGAAUCUUUUUGUCUGAGGCCCUGAUUUAAUUUCGAACUCCCUAGAGUACUUUGAUUCUACUUUUGGAGUUAUCCAUCGCCAUAUGUAACAGCGGGUUAAUUUUGUUAGGGACUCCGAAUUCCUGAAGAGCAUCGUACAGGUAUUUUCCGUCUCAGCUAUUAUAAGCUCUUUUGCAGUUCAAAUAUUAUAUAGUUGUUGUAAGAUGAGGUUGUAUUUAAAUAAUUUCUCCACGAGACUUCUAAUAGUAAAAUAAGAAAGUCUUAAAUGCCCAUUCACACAUUUCAUGAAAGAAACACUGAAUUUAACUAUGCACCAAUAUGCAUCACUCUAUUUAGAUUUGACAAAAAUAAUGAGAUAUUUACCCGCGCUUUUACUAAAGACUCUUUGGAUUCCACAAUUUCUGCUACCGGCUUCCUUGACGUCAAUCAAUGUGACUUAAAGGGCUUGAAUCUAAUUUUGUUUCAAAUGAUUACCUUGGGUGCUCCACAGUCAGAAUGAAUUUAGUUUAUGUAUGGCGCUGGGCGCCAUAAUGACUCUCCCUAAUCUUGAAAAAUUAUUUCCCCUGAUCAAAUAGUCUUAUCGAAACAUGUUAUGGUUAGGGAAGAGCUAUCGGGAUGUAUGAUUUUUGCCCUAAUUUCUGAUUAAAUGGCAAUAUUGCUUUCCUUGAUAAUUACAAUAAACGUUGGUGCUGAUUUAUACACUCCCACCCCCUCUCACCUUUCUACGUCCCUGGCGUGAGCGUUUGGAGUCAGGGGACCAUUUUAAUUCCCCCUCCCCCCAAAAAAUUCUCUGAAACCCACUAUUUUCAUCGGUUAACACAAUAAAAGCCCAUUAGUUGCCCCGGUAGUCUGGCGCCCGACGGCAUAUGCCCACCUUAGCUACGUCUAUUUCCCACGAGCACGCCCCCCCCCAAAUCUACCCCCCUCCCCCGCCGGCGAAAAUUAUCUCAAAGAAACACUGAUUACAAUAUCCAGUUAUUACUGCCUUGCUGCUUUAAGCAUAUUGUAUACUUUGAUAGAUCGAACAUCUUUCCUACUGCGUGAAAAAAAAAUAUUUUUUUUUCUGACUAAUGCUUUUUCUAGAGCUUUUUGUUUUCAAGAAUAACAAUCAAAAUAACGUUUUUUGUUUAUAAUAAUUAUACUUAUUAAAAAGUUUUCCUUAUUUUUCUCACAUUUUUUGAAUACAGGGGGUUCCCCAAAACAGACAUAAUUUUACACCACCUCCCAACUUGCAACAAACUAACGUUCCUUGUGUUGUGGUAUUGCCCAGUUUCAGAUCCAUCACUUAAUCGCAAACUCUAUCCCACGCUCUGUCAUUUAAAAACAAAUUACUACGUGUAUAUCUUAAGCAGUGGCCAAUGCUCUGUUCAAUUUCAUAACCCUUAAUCUACACAAAGCUCUCUCCAUAUCUUUCGUCAAUGCUCUAUUCAAAUUUAUGUUUUGCAUCUACGCCAAGCUAUUUUCAAAAAUGUUUAUGAAAAACUUUCUUCGUCCUCAGCUCAAUCAGUUCAGAAACCUCAGUGACGACAAUUACGCGCGGCUCGUUAACGACUUCCGGCCAAUCCAACCCGAGCACAAUCGAUUGAUUACCACA
This is a messenger RNA of Lymnaea stagnalis (great pond snail), 7882 nucleotides long. The record is from the annotation of a GenBank genome assembly. NCBI's taxonomy places the organism in Eukaryota, Metazoa, Mollusca, Gastropoda, Lymnaeidae.